AGUAUUGUUCUCCCUCGUCAUCAGAUCUACGCCAGAGUUAACACGACAGUUCAUGCGUAAAGGAGUUCAUGCGUAACCGGAGAUCGCCGAAGUACCGUUAUAGUGCACAGAUAAACAAAUCUAUCAUCAGAAGAUGCAGAGCAAACCAACAGCGCCCUAGCGACGUACGACGCACUGGAACGUAACUUCCUGCCCUAACCUGGGUAAGGAUAGAAUAUUGUCGUUGGGAAAGAUAUGGAGGAUUUCCGCACAUAAUAUUUCAUGAGAGAUGCUCCAGGAGAAGGCCUCAGCUGUGACGGAUGAGGCUGUGAAUGCAGCUCAGCCAAGUGGGCUUCCGGAGCUCACCACUGACUCCUCACACAUGGGUCUGCCUACAACUCCCAGCAUCCCCAGCAACAGUGAGCCUGAUCAGAGCAUAGAGAACAUCAAGGUGGUCCUCCAUGAAAGAGAACUGUGGAAACGGUUCCACGAGGCAGGAACCGAGAUGAUCAUAACUAAAGCUGGGAGGAGGAUGUUCCCCAGCUACAAGGUGAAGGUCACUGGCAUGAACCCAAAAACAAAGUACAUCCUCCUUGCUGACAUUGUUCCCGCAGAUGACCACCGCUACAAAUUCUGCGAUAACAAAUGGAUGGUGGCAGGAAAAGCUGAGCCGGCCAUGCCUGGACGGCUGUACGUACACCCGGACUCCCCAGCCACUGGCGCUCACUGGAUGCGACAGCUGGUUUCCUUCCAGAAGAUGAAACUUACCAACAACCACCUGGACCCUUUUGGCCACAUCAUUCUCAACUCCAUGCACAAGUACCAGCCCAGGUUGCACAUCGUCAAGGCGGACGAAAACAACGCCUUCGGCUCCAAGAACACGGCGUACUGCACUCACGUCUUCCACGAGACCUCCUUCAUCUCUGUGACAUCCUACCAGAACCACAAGAUUACCCAGCUGAAGAUCGAAAACAACCCGUUCGCCAAGGGCUUUCGAGGCAGCGAUGAGGGGGAUCUGCGUGUGUCCAGAUUGCAGGGGAAGGACUACCCAGUGAUUUCCAAGAGCAUGGUGCGCCAGAGACUCAUAUCCUCACACGGUCACCUCACGGGGAAACUGGGUGCGGGGAUGCUAGGAGGCCAUCCACAGGUCCUGUCCCACUACCAGUAUGAGGGCGGUGUCCCUCUGUCCAGUGCCGAUGCCCAAGAGCCCCUUGGCAACCACUUCCCCUCCAGCCGGGAACCCAGUCUGCUCUACCACUGCUUCAAGCACAGAGAUAACAGCGGCAGGCACUUGGACCUGGGUUGCAAGCGGCCUUAUCUGGAGACCACACCCCAGGGGGUAUCGGAGGAGCACUACUUCCGGCCCUCCUCGUCCUACGAGCCGCCCCUGCUGUCACAUCCCUACUGCGGGGAGGCGCUGAGCUCCAGAGAGGCCUGUAUGUAUGGGGGAGUGGAGGGAGAGGCGGGCCCAGGGCCUGGAUCGGCAGGUGGGGAGGACUUGCCACCGCCUUCGCUAAACUGCAACAUGUGGGCAUCGGUGCAGCCGUACCCACGCUACAGCGUGCAGACGGUGGACGCCGUGCCCUACCAGCCCUUCGCGGCCCACUUCACCAGCACGGCCCCAGUGGUGCCGCACCAUUCGCCCUCCAUGCAGCGCCCGCAACCCGCGCCCCCCGACCUGGUCUUUGGUACACAGCGUGCUCUGCCCCCGGGGCCUUCCUACUCAUCCUCAUCCUCUUCCUCCUCCCCGCCUGGGACGAGCUCUCGAGAUCGGGUGGGCCACGCUUCCCUGUACCACCACCGGAAACCGGACUCACCUCUCCGGACCCACAGGGAUUUUUCUGGCUUCGCAGCCCAAAGCCCCUCCGCACGUGACUCGGCCUAUCAAUAUCAAAUGGGACUGACUGGGGUAGGAGCUCACUGGACUGAAAGCUAA
This is a messenger RNA of Alosa sapidissima (American shad), 1915 nucleotides long. It is a transcript of the gene tbx4, whose product is annotated as T-box transcription factor 4. Gene Ontology annotation, biological process: angiogenesis; positive regulation of DNA-templated transcription; cell fate specification. Gene Ontology annotation, molecular function: DNA-binding transcription factor activity, RNA polymerase II-specific; RNA polymerase II cis-regulatory region sequence-specific DNA binding. Gene Ontology annotation, cellular component: nucleus. Lineage: Eukaryota; Metazoa; Chordata; Actinopteri; Clupeiformes; Clupeidae. The record is from RefSeq and is a predicted model, not a curated record. The transcript has 9 exons. The coding region runs from base 269 to 1915 and encodes 548 amino acids.